GUCUGCGCGCCGGCGGCCAGCCCAUCCUCACACCUUGGCUCUCGGCUUCUGCGAAAUCCGCCCCUCGGGCUACAAACUUUUGCCCGAUGUGUCAACUCUGCUGGGCUUCGCUGUUGCGUCGGGCGUUACUGAAGAGCAGGAGGAGAAGGAGUCGCUGCCCAACUGCAAUGAAUCGGGAGUGAACUGUCUGCCACCCUGUGAGCGCUGCAGAAAUAAAAAUGACCAGAAGGAGCAAGUGACCCCUAGGACACUUUCUGGAGAACAAUAUAUGGUGCAGCUGGACGCAGAGGGGACUUACCAGUGCAGCCUCACGGGCUUGAUUUUUGAGGUAACGAGGGCCGUCAAAAUCAUAUAUUCCCUCUUAUCCUGGAGCAAAUAUGCCGACCUCGUGGAAAAGCCGUGGAUCGUCGGCGGCCCCCUCUUCAACGUGUCCUGCAACUCGCCCUCCGCUCUCACCUCCAUCCAGUUUCCCCACUCCCUCUGCCUCGGUGAUCAUGGUGCUGGCAUGGCCUUCAAGGUUUUACACAUCAAAGGGAAGGACGCAGCCAUCGAGCCCUCCGCCGACUACUCGGCCUCGCACGUCAAGUGGCUGGUGAGCUCGCUGUCACCGGUGGGACCCCUCAUCCAGAGCCAGGAGCCGGUGCAGUACCACGGUGCCGUCAUCCUCUAUAAAGUUGUCGACGGGCAUCCCUCCUUAUCCUUUCGGGUCUACGUGGCCACAAACAACGACUCCUUUAUAAAGGAUAUCUGGAAAGCUGUCAAACAUUCGAAUAAGAAAUUCAUUAAAAUUGACAAGCCUCCUGUAUGCCAAAAAUUACUACAGAAUGGAAAGAGAUAUAGAUUAGUUUGUGAGCCAGAAGCUGAAAUCACUCCGGAGGAAAUUGAAUUUGUUGAUGGAUCUCUCUUGAAACUAAAAAGCUACAUUGAGGUCUAUUUGGAGAAACCUGGCGACUUCACCUUGUCUUUGGUUGAGCUGGACUCUGACGCGGUCGUAUGGAAAGCAAAACUGAGAGAGAGUGACUGGAUACAUUACGAUCAGAACAAAAACAAGCAGAAACGAAGCGCAGUCAGCGUCAAAAAACGGAAACCAGCCCUCAGCAUUUUGGAAGAAGAUGAGCUCUGUAGCAAAAAGCAAAGGACCGGCAAUAAUGCAGAUGGAACUGAACCGAAAAAGUUAACUGAUCAACAGCUGAUGGAGAUCGCAAAGUUGUUUGGUAGGCAGUGGAGGGAAAUUGCCAUUGAGUGUCUUCAGAUGGAAAUGAAAGACAUCGAGCAGAUCCAGGCAACCGAGCGAGAAGUUAAUAUACAAAAAUUUCUGGUGUUAAGCAAGUGGAGAGACAGAGAGCAAAGCAACGGAACUGCAGAAGCUUUGUACCACAGGCUCCGUGAAAAAGCGUCCUGUGAGAUCCUGCAAGCCCUGCAAGGUAUCGCCUUCCCGUUACGUUUACUUCGGUACAUCCCCGUGUUUCAGGUUUCUCGGCUCAGCGCUGAGCUGGCGACGCCGCGGCCGGGAGCGCGGUGGGAGCUUCCCCGGGACCCUCGCUGGGAUUGGGGAAGGAAGAUGCGAGGCAUCAUCACUCAGCGGGAAGUAUUAGGCGGGAUCUUCGCAAGAAGCGUGAAUGAAAUUUUGCUCGGAUAUAAGCACACGUAA
Messenger RNA from Cariama cristata (Red-legged seriema), 1651 nucleotides. RefSeq names its product caspase recruitment domain family, member 8 (gene CARD8). The record is from RefSeq and is a predicted model, not a curated record. Gene Ontology annotation, cellular component: THO complex part of transcription export complex. The transcript is spliced from 12 exons. Gene Ontology annotation, biological process: regulation of DNA-templated transcription elongation; signal transduction; mRNA export from nucleus. NCBI's taxonomy places the organism in Eukaryota, Metazoa, Chordata, Aves, Cariamiformes, Cariamidae. Gene Ontology annotation, molecular function: protein binding. The annotation marks the transcript as partial.